Messenger RNA from Homalodisca vitripennis (glassy-winged sharpshooter), 415 nucleotides. Its product is annotated as procardosin-A-like. Gene Ontology annotation, biological process: proteolysis. Lineage: Eukaryota; Metazoa; Arthropoda; Insecta; Hemiptera; Cicadellidae. The transcript has 3 exons. Gene Ontology annotation, molecular function: aspartic-type endopeptidase activity. Bases 14 to 400 code for a protein of 128 amino acids. The record is from RefSeq and is a predicted model, not a curated record.
UAAUCAAUUCGUAAUGUCUGAUUCUCUAUAUAAGACUAUUUUAAAACUGAAAAGGCCUAUUAAAACGACAAUGUCUUCAAAGGGAUUUUACUCUUUGCGUUUGUACGAAGUGAAGGGAAGCACCAUCAGUGAUCCGACAAUGGUGCAUCUUGGACUGAGGAGAUACAAUAGAAUUCAUCGAAAUUCCAUCGAAAAUUACACUGGCCAUGUACGAAGUAUCAAGGGCACCGCAGAUAUUGCACUUAGAGAUGUUCAGGAUCUGUACUACUACGGGACAAUGGAUGUAGGCACUCCUCCGCAGACGAUCCGAGUGCUGUUCGAUACUGGGUCUUCAGACUUGUGGGUUCCAUCCAACAAGAUAUGCAGCAAUGAUACUAAUUACUGCAGUAAGUGUCAAUAAAUAUUUGCCAUGUAA